Messenger RNA from Durio zibethinus, 4723 nucleotides. Its product is annotated as protein TIME FOR COFFEE. The record is from RefSeq and is a predicted model, not a curated record. NCBI's taxonomy places the organism in Eukaryota, Viridiplantae, Streptophyta, Magnoliopsida, Malvales, Malvaceae. Gene Ontology annotation, biological process: regulation of circadian rhythm. Gene Ontology annotation, cellular component: nucleus.
UGAAGCGAUAGAGAUUGAGAUUUUGAGCACAAAAAGAACAGAAAACAAAAAGCCAGUUGAAAAAGCGGAGAAGAGAGAAAACGGUGAACUUCCUUGGCAGCAAACACAAUUGGUUUCUCUUCUUAGAUUUUUUUUUUCUCUUUUACUUUUCUCUAUCGAUUCUUUACAGUAAAGAAAUUCAAAUCUGAAGUUUCAACAUUUUAUUCGCCGGAAACUAUGGUGAAUUGCCAAACGGCUGGCUAUCUCGUCGGAAUAUUGUUUAUUUUUUAGAUUUAAUCGAAAAGUAUAUUAUGGAGAGAAACAGAGAAGCAAGAAGAUCGAACCUUGCUCCGUCAAAUGGAUUGCCUAGACGUCGUCAAAGAAGCAAUAAUCUCCGAGAUUCAUCUGAAGAUGGAGAGAUAGAGAUGCAAGAAACGGUGAGGUUAAGAGAGAAUGCGAGCAAAAGAGAAAGAGACCAAAAUUUGUUGAAUCGGAGCAAGCGUAGGCGAGCAGAUAAGGUGGUUUUACAAGAAAGCAAUAACAGAGAAGACGGAGAAGAAAGUACGGAGGAGAGUUCUGGUGAAGAAGAAGACUACGAAACUGAGCAGCUCAGUAACCGUAAAAUCUCGUCUUCAGCUAGAGUUCCCAGACAAAUACCCCCUUUGAAGGCGACCGAUGAGAUGAUUAGUUUUCCAGUACCCCGAAAAGCUCGCUCAGCAUCAGUGAAAAGGUCACAUGAGAAUUGGGUGGCUGGAAAUGGUGGUUUCGUGGAGGAACAAAACCAUCGGCGAGCUUCGAUUUCGCCGGCUAGUCGGAGCGUUGAGUCUGACCGAAUUUCACCGUCUUCAUCAAAUGGUUCUGUUAGGAAGAAGAUGAAGACAAAUGGACCUAAGACUCGGCUUCCAAAGGCGACCAAGUCCUCUGUCCAGGAGGAUAUCGAGAUUGAAAUCGCAGAGGUUCUGUACGGAUUGAAGAAGCAAUCGCAAAGCUCCAAGAAGGAAGAUAGCGCUGGAAAUCCUUUGUCAAAGCUUGAAUCGGAAGAUGCAAAUGUUUUCUCUACUGAUAUCAAGAUCUCUGCUUCUCCUCAGAUUGCAAGCUCUGCACAGAGUCAAUCUCAGACAACGUUUUUGCCGGAUCCAUUGGUUGGCAUUGCUUCAAAGAAGAAACUCGAAGUUGAGGAUUCUCUAAUUCCAGUGAAAGUUGACAAUGAGCAACCGGCAAAAAUGGAAAUUUGUUCAUCAAAACAGGGUCAAAUAUCAGGAUUUAAUGCGGUACUUUCUGAGUCUAAUCUUGAUAAGGGUGCUGCUGAAACUGCAUCUGUGUUAAUGGAGUCACGGGAGAACGUGGUGACUAUUAAGCAGGGAGAUUCGAAACCAUCCGUUGAAGAACCAAAUUCCGUAGAUAGAGCUGUGACCAGGGAAAAGUCUGUUUCGACUGAAAAGGAAUCCGCUAAAUUGGAUGUUAAUUUUCAGGAUUCCACUGUGACGAAAGUAAUAUCGACCAUGACAAAAGCGGAGAGCCAACGUGAAGAGAAGUUCAAGAUCGAUUUGAUGGCUCCUCCUCCUAUGGCAUCAUCCCCGGAAAGGGAUAGCCCUAUGGAUAUCACAUCGGAUCCUAACUACAAGGUUCUGGACAUAGAGUCGAAGGUAGAGACUUUGUCCAAGGAUGAAAAAAAGGUUGUGAAGAAAGAAAUGAGAGCAGAAGAUAGUAAAAACAUGAAGAUGGAUGCAAUUAAGGAGAAGCGAGAUUCAUUGAACCUUGAUUUGGAGAAGCUGCAUCAAGACAGUUCUAGUCAUUGCUGUAAAUUUGAACAUGGUCAAAAACAACAUCUCUCUAAAGUUGGCACUCCAAAAGUGGAGAAAACCUUCCAAUCUAGUUCAGUGUCUGUGCCAAUCACCCUUGCUGGCUGGCCAAAUGCUCUGCCACCACUGGGCAGGUAUAUGCCUCCCUUCCAGACAAUUGCGCCCAUGGACGGAAGUGCCAUAUCAUCCACAGCAUUACAGCCUCCUCAUUUCCUUCUUUCUCAACCUCAGCCUAAAAGAUGUGCCAUGCAUCGUUACAUUGCUUGCAACAUACAAUUACACCAGCAGUUCACAAAAAUGAACCAUUUUUUUCCAGCAGCGACUGGUUCUGCAUCUCUAUGUGGGGCCAAGCCCAACAAUCUCAGUGUGGCGCCAUCUGCAGAAAAUUUGAUUCUUGAAAAUCCGUUGCUAAGAAGCUUCCCAGUUGUUAAUCUAAAUCCUACAGAGGAGAAAGGUAUGGUUGCAGUGGGCUCCCCGGGUAAGGCCAGGAAAGAUAAAAGCUCUGACUGCACCAAUUUCAUGGCCACGGCACAGAGAAAGCAGGUUAUGGUUGAACAGGCUUCCCAACCAGCACCUGCUGGUAACUUGAUGAAUGGCCCUGCUUUCAUAUUCCCUUUGAGCCAGCACCAAGCAACUGCAAAUAAGUCUGGGCCUUCUAAAUCUGCUACCUCAACUAACAAAGCAUCAUUGACUAAUAAUUCAACACCUGGAAUUUUGACUAGCUCUACAGCGCUACCGGGAGUAGCAGCAGCCGUGAGCUUUAAUUACCCAAAUUUGGGUGCUAAUGAAGCUCCGUACUUGACCAUAUUACAGAACAAUGGUUACCCUUUUGCUAUUUCUGCUCCUGUUGGAAACCCAUCAUCAAUUAGAGGAGGAACCCCUACUCAAGCGUUGCCUUUCUUUAAUGGAUCUUUCUAUUCCUCUCAGAUGUUCCAUCCUCAACUUCAACAGCAGCAAGCUCACUCGCAUUCGCUGGUUCAACCAGCUUAUCAGAACACAGUCACAUCAAGUGGCUCAUCAUCAUCCCACAAGCAACCAGAAAGUCAGCAGCCACGGGGUGGACAAGUCAGUGGCAAUAAUUUUUUGAGCUCAACAAGCAUGCAUUCACAGCAAUUGCAGAAGUAUAAUAUGCUUCCAUCCAAUCAAUCUCGUAAAAUGGAACCUGAGAUGAAUGGGGAGAAUACAACUGCAAACACCCAGAAAAGUGUUUAUGGCCAGAACCCAGCACUUCCUCAUCAGCCGCUUAACUUUGCCUUGGUACCUUCUGCAACGGUGGGUGGUGGUGGUGUAAAUGGAAAUCACAGCGAGGAGCAGCUUUCACAACAGAAAAAUUUGAAGGGUGGAGUUGAUCUCGUCCCUCAACAGGCAUUUGCCAUGUCAUUUGCCUCUUUCACUGGAAACAACAUAGCUUCAAAUCUUAACUUCUCAUCAAUGGCACAAAACCCCAAUAUCUUUCAUAGCCUACCUGAUAUGGCUCGUCAAGGAUACCAGUUUACACCUGUACCACAAGCUGCACAGCAGAAGAAUCACCAAAUAUCUGACGGGAAGAAUGGAGCUGGUUCAACCAAUCUGGAUGAUGGAAAAAAGGUAAGUUCGGGGAAGUCACAUAAAACAAACUCUCAGACAUAUGUUUUUGACAAUUCAGCUAGAUCUUUGAACUUUGUAUCCUCUCCUGUCACUGGAAAUUGGCCUUCUCGCUCCAUCACCUCCACUACAGUAACCAUAAAUCCUCCCAUUGUUGCUAAUUCAUCAAAUUCCCAACAACAGCUGCUUCAACUUCAGAAGCAGCACGUGGUGCAACAACAUCAGCAGCAAUCUCGAAGCAAAACUGAGACUACCAACACCAUGCCUGCAUCUUCCAUUGCUGCUAUAUUCCCACAAACUGUGCCUCAAAACACCACUGCUGCACAAUCAACCCUGUGGAAAAACUCAGCUAGAACCCCAGCAUCUCCAGCUGCCAAUGUCUCGGCCGUUAAAAAUUUUCCCCAGCAACCAUCGAGGCCUCCACAAGGCCAAACACAGAUAUCAUUUGGGGUAAAUAACAAGCCCUGCUUAUCGCCACAGGGACAAGAAAUACCUACGAGCGGUCAGUCUGCGUCGCCUAUGAUUGUUGGGUCUCCACCAAGCAGUGGCAACUUGAGAACAAGUUCAACGAGCAGCAAAGUUGGCUCAUCAGUUCCUACACUGCAAUCACAACAGAGCGAGAAUUCUUCUGCUGGUAAUGGCCAGAAAUCCUCUCCGGUGUGUGGAAGGAACGUGCCUUCAAUCUUGAGCACAUGCCCUAGCCACCUUUCGGAACUCAAGUAUUGAAAUUUAGACGCAAUUUAAUAUAUUGCCCUCUCACUGCCUGCCUUAGUGAAUUUGAAGGGAAAUGCGCAGGACACGUUACAACGAUUUUGAGGGGAUUAAGCUUUUCAUGUCAAGUGAAAGGCACGUGGGUUCUUGUUUUGCCGGAGGAACUAAAGAUUUUGAUCAUUUUUGGCAGAUUCAUCAGAGGAGCAAAGAAAAGAAGCUUAAGCAUUGGAUGUGAAAUGCAGUUGGCUGGACUUGGACGAUAAUAUUCAUUGCAAGUCAGACUUGUUCCGACAAGGCAGCCCCGGAUUGAUGCUAAGACCAAAAUGCAUGUGGAGUUGCGGCCACCAAGCAUCACAAUUACAUCGGCAUAUGUGAGUUGGCGGGGCUGGGGUCAUUGGUGAAGAAGACAGGAUAAUGUUCAAAGGAGGUUGGGGCUAUAGUUAAUCCGACAGUUUUGAAGUUUGAACCAAGGUGGGGACCUACCAAUACCAUAUUUCAGGGCUUAUGGUUGGUUGUCCUAUUUAAGUCUAUUAGGUCUAAGUGAUGCUGACGUGUAAUAGGAUAAUCAUUUGCAAAGAAAACAAUAUUCCUGGUUUCAUAAACUAUUUUAUUUGAAAUUAAUCUUGCCCAUUUGGCUAUUUGCCCUA